AUGGCAUCUGCGUCGAGGCCAGCAUCACACAAGCGGUACACAGCUCGGAAUACCUAUCAAGGAGCGGUGCCACCAGCAGCUGUUCUGAUCGAGGACUUUGUGGCGGAGCGUGCGCAUGACGCGGGCAAGCUUGUCGAAUCAUUGGACCAUGAAGCCAUUGUGCCGAAACAUUUGCGGCGGCGCGCGAGAAGUUGGCGGCCCUUUGGUUUGUUGCGAUGUCGCCCGCCAGUGAUGGCGGAUGCACGGGUUGUGCGACGCAAGAGGAACAGAUACCGAUCCAUAACCACCACAAAUGAUUCUGCAGCGGUGCUCGCUGCCGAGAAGGAGCCCGGAACUGGUAACGUUCGUGUCCGUGUGCGGAAGCAUUGGAGGCGCCCUGCCAUUUUAUUGAAGGCCCAUGCUGUUUGGGUGCCGGCGCUUGCGGGCACCUCGCAAUCCUCGCAGAAGUACCUUCAGACCCACAUAUGGCAUGCCAAGCGAGCACACAUGGAGAACCUUUGGAACCAUCGGCUGGCUACCCGAAACUGUGGUCUCGGGGUUCGUGCGCUGUACCGAGGCAUAUCUCGGCAGUGUUGCAUGCACGAUCGGAGCUACAUGCAGCUGAUUGAGAUCUUCGGGUCCGAAGACUCUAUCGUACACACCUUGAAUCGCUGUGGGGUCCACAAGCGCUUAGCUCUCAGUGCAAGCGCACGAAGUGGAAGCCGUCGAUUUCGCUCGAUGCUAUAUGCAUGCGACACAGCCCAGCUCGUCGCUCCGGUGUUGAUGUUGUGGUGCCCAUCAUCGUGCACCAAGCCACGAGAAACACAGGAACCCAGCAGCGAAGAGGAGAUGUUGCCUUUCGUUGUUGAUGUCGGGCAGGACAACGCCCCGCAACCGGACAUCAUGUCAAUCGAUGAGGAUAGCAAGCAGGACCAGGUUGAAGGUUGCAAGAUAUGGGUCUGGGUGCAUCCAUCGGCAGCGGACGAGGCGCUCUCCAACCUCAGCUUGGCGGCUCAGCAAGCUGCCGGCACACCCAGUGGCAGCAGGCCUUCUGUCACUGCGAUGCCGGGCCUUGGAUUCUUGGAGCUUUCUGGACCGAAAUCUUUGGAGGUACUUGCCCGCGUGCUUCCAGCAGAGGUGUGUCGAGACUCUGCUGCUACAAGAUUGUGGCGACAGGUUUCUUCGGCCUGUGGCGGUGCGCGGGUGGUUCCACCCCACGGUGCCGUGCUAGCCAUCCAGUUGGAGGAGUCGUUUCUAAACCAGUGCAAAACGCCUGGGCGUGCAGCUGGCAGGCAACAUAGUCAAGGCGACCAUGGAAGCGAGUGGCUCGCUCGCUGGCCGCAGCAGGUGCAGCAGUGCCACCUCUGGGAGACCGUCUCGAUGGAGGAUGGACUCGAUGUUUUGUUGGUUUUCCGUGGCGGUGGCAGGAUAGCUGACUGUGCUGCUGGUGUGGACGUGAUCCUUCCAGCAGGUGCUUGCCACAAGCUGUGGUUGCGGUGCUACUUUGCCGGCUGUCGAGCCAUCGGUGUGCGUGAUCGCCACUCGCUGCUCUCUGAUGCAGCUCUGCCGGAGUUUCCUUUCGAUUUUCCAGAUACGCAAGCUGGACAGCAGCAAUCAGCCCAAGAGGGUUCGGAGUCGCGGGCUCGCUUUGAACGCCGACCACCUGCCAAGCGCCCCAACUUUGAGUUGCUCGCCGUUCAUUCUCCUCAUCUACUUGACUGGGGUCUUCUUGCUGCCAAGGACGACCAGCAGAGGCCACAAGUGUGCCGGACCAGCCAACUGGUGCUGCUCUCACAGCCGCGAAGUUGUUUCUCGCAUCCAGGCCUUCUACCUGUGACCGUUCGAAGCGCUGGGCGUGGUAUGCCUCGAGGCAAGUGCCAUCUCUACCGACCUUCCGCCGAAGACCUGAAUCGUGUGAAAGCACCAGGAGUUGGAAAACCUGGUGGCCAUGGCCGUGGCGAGUCUCGCCCCAUGCGCGUGCCUUCGAGGGACCACCCACCCUCCCUUGGGCCGCUUGACGUGCUCCGCUUGGAGUCGCGGCAAUACAUAUGCAAACAUUUCUGCCGGGAAGAACAGAGAUCUUCUUUCAGCAUUUUAUUCCUAAGCCUCACUUUACAGACGCACUGCCUGACGUUUGAUCCCGCACAAGUGAUGGCCCCCUGCGUGGUGCCCAUGAGAGAGCUUGCCAAUGAGUCAGAAGAUUUUGACUUCUCCGGUGCUUUAGGCACACGAUAUCAGGAGACGCGGGCUUUGAGGACCAAUCCUCCAGCGGGACUACGUGAGGGCUUACUCUCCCACUUUACAGCGUUCCAGCUGCGGGCGAAGAGUACCCAUGAACAUGUGGAAGCCACGAGAGCGCCAGUGGACGUAUUCAAGGCCGAGCAGAUGUUGCUUGACUAUGCUGAGAGCCUGGCUCGUGAAAUCGCUGCAGGACGCGAUGAGCUCCGCCGGUCUGGCAAGUGCCAAAUGAAUGCGGAGCUCAGUGCCCAGCAUGAUACGCUUUGCUUCUGUCUCGCGGUGCUGGAGCUGAUCAUCGAGACGGCCCUUCGGCGUUAUGCUCCCACUGCACCUGGGCUCUUGCGGUGGUACUGUCGGCACUAUCUGGAAGGUGAAGAGGACGUUUCCGAUUGGUACCAAGGUGCGCAAGACGCGUCGUCAGAUGAUGUCCUGUGUGAGGAUUCCCCUUUUUGGGAGCCGAUCUGCCGGUUGGCGCUUGCUGACCGGAAGAGCGAAGUUGUCCAAUUGUUGAAGGGGAGCUCCGCAAGACGGGACAGUCACAUCAUUCUGUUUUGCGAUUUCCUUUCGAAGUUCCCGUCUAUGCGAGAGAUGGAGCUCGCUGGGGCGAGCGCCGUUGAAUUUGGCCAGGCCAUAGUGGAAAUGCAGGAUGCAGCACAAGGCAUCGCACGCCAGCUCCCAGAGAAGCAUCCUUUGCGGCAGCUGUUGGAAGUUUACAUGAGGGCGAGCCAGGUUGACUUCGAAGCAAACCGGGACAUAUCCUGGAAGUAUAGCCGGAGCUGGAUUGAGGACUUCGUAUUCAGCCAUGCAUGGGUAUUUCCUGACCUUCGGCGUGCGGAGCUCGGAGACUUGCUUCAGGCAGUUGCCCGACGUCGACAGGACGAAAGCAUCGACAACGUAGACAGGGCUUUCGUCGCAGCCGUGAAGUGUGACGUGCCAGCUUUGCUGGAGCUGCUUACUUCCAUGCCGGAUAAGUUUCCUCAAUAUUUCGUGGUGCAUUUAGUGGACUUGCUGUACUAUGCAGGGCGACUGUCACUGUCUGUCGAGCCCGACACUAAUCUUGCACCGCGGGACUGGCAUCUCAUAGCAUAUGCUGCGGACCUGUGCCAGCCACCGCAGCAGCUGCGUUGCGCUCUGAACUAUUUGCGAGCGGGCGGUGCCAGUCAAGUUGCACGAUGCUUACAGGUAAUGGCUGACAAGUACUGUGCCAGUGCGGUCGGUGACAACAAGUCUAUGUGGGAAGCAUUGUCAGUCUUGGAUGACUUGGAGUUGGGUGAACUGGGUCGUCAACAUUGCUGGCAGCGCGCGCGACUUCUCCAGAGUUCCAGUGAUUUGCUUGGUGCUUUGUCCUGGGCAUGUUGGGCAGUUGUGGGCAUUCCAAGCUUGGAGCAAGAGGAGAUUUGUGUGGACAAGCUAGAUAAAGGAGCAGCUGAUAUCUCGGACUUCUGUGAUGGAAUUGUCGAGAACGGCAUGUUUGCUCUCCUCGAGGCCCUUGCUCCAGCAAACCUGGAAGAAUCCUUCGACGACUGUCCCUCUCCUUCGUUAUUAGCCGCGAUGGCCCCACCUGGUGCCCCAGCACCUCUGCCAACGCUUCCAGCUUCUGCUCGCCUCUACUUCUUCAUCCAGUAUGCCCGCUGCCACGCAUUGCAUGUGGCUGGCAGGCCGACUGCGUCUUGGGCGCCUGUCCUGGUGAAGUUGUUAUCCCAUGGUUUUGCUUCGGCUGCCGUGCAGCUUCAGGUGUUGCAGGAGGAACUUUCUGGGGUGCUUGAAGAGGAUCCCUGCCCCUUCGAGACAGAGGAGGUUCUUGCACUUAUGCGGAUUGCCAAUGUGGCAAUGGCCGAAGAGCCGAAGGAGACUUCUGAGAAGGAGCCGCGGCACACUGUGUAUCGCUUGAGACGACGGCGAGCCGAGGGAGCGGAGACCAGGAAAGCCGAGGUGGCCGCCAUCCGGCCACUGGUCGGAUUCGUGACAUCUGGAAGCUUCUCUUAUCGACAUGGAUGUGGUGCAGGUGUCGGGGCUGUUGUCGCCGGGGUUCUUGGUGAUCUGGUACAGCAAGCAGGUGCAGCCGGUGAUGUGCCCCGAUGGAUUUGGCUCUGGGCACGGAACACGACAUCCCUUGUCUACUUCCCGGUUUGGGUGCAGUGCCUCCCUGACGACCAGGGCUUCGGAUGA
Symbiodinium sp. CCMP2592 is the source of this 4386-nucleotide messenger RNA. Lineage: Eukaryota; Dinophyceae; Suessiales; Symbiodiniaceae. The record is from the annotation of a GenBank genome assembly.